Polypterus senegalus (gray bichir) is the source of this 1926-nucleotide messenger RNA. RefSeq lists its product as uncharacterized. The record is from RefSeq and is a predicted model, not a curated record. The transcript has 3 exons. NCBI's taxonomy places the organism in Eukaryota, Metazoa, Chordata, Cladistia, Polypteriformes, Polypteridae. Bases 63 to 1136 code for a protein of 357 amino acids.
GCGAAGCUGAUUUAAACACUCGCUGUUUUAAACACGGGACCGUUCAGAGAACGAAUCAAAAAAUGCUUUUCUGGUUACAAUAUCGCAAAGCGCGAACUGCUCAAAGAUGCUCCUUUGAAGCUAGGAAAAAAACAAUAGCUGUCUUUGAGCAAGCAGAUGAUUACAAACAAAAAUUUCUGGCUGAAAUAAAUGAUUCAUUUAAAAAUGGCAUUUGCAAAAUUCUACAGCUUGCAAGAGAUCUUCAGGCAAUUGACAGCAACCACAUGGAAAAUGAUUCAUGGAAAAUUCGAAAAUCCAUUUUAGAUGCUGAGAAAACUCUGUCUCAGUCUGAAAUGUCUGCCAUGGGCCAGUUGGAAAAAUUGGAUGACAAAUGUGAAAAUCUUAUUUGUGAAAAGAAACGGCUUGAAACAGAAGAAAAAGAGAAAAGGGAGGAGUUGUUUUCAACGCAAAAGAAAUUGCAACAUUUGGAGGAGAUGCUGAAAAGUACUAAAGAGAGCCUCGACCAGGCAAACAGAAAUCUGACUUCUGCCCAGAAAAAUGUAGAGUCUGCCAGGCGUACAGCAAGAGAACAGCAGACUGUCAGAGAUGUUGGUAUUGGAAUUAUGUUUAUACCGAUUGUUGGUCUCAUAGCAGGAUCAAUAAUGGUUGGUGUUGGUCACACGGCCAUGGAAAAUGCUGAUAAUGCUGCGAGACUUGCUCAAGAAAAUGUGAACAUUUGGAAAAGUGCAGUUACUAGGCAUGAGGCAAAUAUCUGGCAUUACAAAAGGAAAAUAAAUAUGCAAAAAACAGAUAUUGAUUUAAUCAGUGAGCGCUUGCAGGACAUUUCAUGUGAGUUGAAGAGCCUGUCUCAGGUACGCCUGGAGAUGGGUGAGGUUCAGGAGAAGCUGAAGGAUGCCACCUUUCACCUGUGCACACUGGCUGGGAAAAUUCAGGCAGCGGAGAUGCAAACCAGGAUCGUCAUUUUCUUUGAUCCAGUAAUUAAUAUUUUACAUGAUAUCACCCAAUAUCUAUGCAAUCAAAAGAAUCUGGAGCUCUUCCAGUCGCAUGUUGAGCCAAUGAUCAAGGAACUGAGAGAAGAGAAUACCCGCCUGAAAGCUAUCUGUGACAGUGUCAGUGAAUCCAACGACUUUUAUUAAGCAGGGAAAUAUUAGUUACCUGUAAAGCAUGUAACACUUUUGAUUUUACUGUGUUAAGAGUGGGACUGCAAAACAAAAUAACAGUGUGACAAACUACUCAUGAGAUAGAAUUGCUUUAUCUUCAUUUAAUUCUUCUUUUUUUCUUGCAAUAACAAAGAAAGCCUUGACUUCUUUCAUAAAUACAGUCGUGGCCAAAAGUUUUGAGAAUAAAGUUUUGAGACACAAAUAUUAAUUUUCACAAACUUUGCUGCCUCAGCUUUUAUGAUGGCAAUUUGCAUAUACUCCAGAAUGUUAUGAAGAGUGAUCAGAUGAAUAGUAAUUAAUAUACUGAAAAAAGAGCUACACGCUACUUUAAUAUUUAUAUAUUGUCCCUGCUGUCAUAUAAAUAAAGUAUUAGGUGGAAGAAAAGAAUCUAUAAUUGUUUUUGAUAUGCAUUCAAUAAUUAAUGUCUUGUUUCCUUUAGAGAGAUGUAGUCCUUUUUGAGACUUUUUAAUGUAUUUUUUAUUCAUUUUUCCAAUUCUUAUAUUUGCCAGCUGUAAUAAUUUAGUUUAAAUGAACUUAUUAGAUUUUCACACAUGAAAGAAAUACCAGUAUAAUUUUACAGAAAAUACAAGCAACAGUGACAGAGACUGUGCAGUUUGCAUUAUUACAAUAAAGUCACAUCACAAGAUAUUCAGUAGAAAAGAAUAAAGACACAAUACAGAAUGUUCUGGGCUGCACUUUGGGGACUGUUUGUAAUGUCUGAAUUAUUACGGAACUGCAAGCUUUCAAAUAAAUACACAUGAAGGUA